AUGCUGGCAAAGGGGAAACCGGAAGCCUGGAGAGGCCUCAUCGUUGGGCACGGCGGCACUGCUGAGCAGCAUGGUGGCGUUCUCGUCACUGAAACCAACCAUCGAAAGGUUCCUACGCGGCCGAAGAAGCAGUCGCGGCUCGGUGAAGCACCAGGAAUGCCGUCGGCCGUCGCGUCGGGCAGCACCCCAGCCGCUGCGACGACUUCAGCCCCGUUGGUGUUCCCGAGAGGGCUGCCGAUGGAGUACAACUACCACGAGAGGAAGUUCUACGUGCGCGACUGCUACUCUACCGACUACAAGAUAGUGGUGAAGCUGCUGUGCCGCCGCCAGACGGAAGUGGUGACGGUCACCGGAACGCCAGGUGCGAGCUGA
Molecule: messenger RNA, 372 nt
Organism: Phytophthora sojae
Lineage: Eukaryota; Oomycota; Peronosporomycetes; Peronosporales; Peronosporaceae
Exons: 2
Coding region: 1-372 (123 amino acids)
Source: RefSeq, a predicted model, not a curated record